Messenger RNA from Dermacentor andersoni, 2430 nucleotides. RefSeq lists its product as uncharacterized. Lineage: Eukaryota; Metazoa; Arthropoda; Arachnida; Ixodida; Ixodidae. The record is from RefSeq and is a predicted model, not a curated record.
UCACAUUGUGCUAACACCACUGGCGCAUUAUAAUAGAAUUCCUCGAGUGAUGCACAGGCUUUGGUUAUGGGUUGUCCAUGUCAUAGAGCGCUGAAAGUCAUGUAACGAGUUCUCGUGUAGGAUUUACUGAUAGUAUGUUUCUUUCAGUAACGGGCGAACAGGACACGUACUCAUUUAAAUUCUAGAAUAAGAAAAAAAUUGAAUCACCGAUACCCAUUAUUGAAGGCAGCAGGCGCACUCUUUCACUUUCCUCAAGAUCAAUGACGCUUGCGGGGCCACGCACGCUUGCACCAUACAAGUCACUCCCGUAAUGCGACCGGCCAUAUCUCUGUCCCCCUCACGCCAUCGCCGUGUAAGACGCCAACUACCGCACUCCGUCUUUCCCAGUGGGCUUGUUGCCUCAUCGCCUUUGCCUACAGGGGGCAAAAAAAAAAAAAAAUAUAGCCCAGCCUCGACGAGGCAGGGGCAAGUGCUCCAAAAGGGGGGCAUUAGAAGGAAGCAUAGCUUAAGAUAAAAAACUGAAAAGCGAGAAAACAAGAAAAAAGAGACGAUCCGCAUUCUUCCUGCAGAAAAUAACGUUAAGCGCGUUCUCAACCGGAUCUGUGUUUCUACGUGCGUGCACCAAGGUACGAGCGAUGGUGAGCCUGCAGGUGUCGCCUUUUUUUGCAUUCUCUCCCUCACUGACUCAGUAUCCUUUCCCCAUCGCUUUCACACUUAUCGUGACGCGUAUAUAAGGGAGUCGGAGGCGAGACAACUUCAGCAGUCCUUGGUUAGCCAACGGUACCACUGCCACAACCAUGUUCCGUGUUUGCGUCAUCCUUGCCCUGGCCUCCAGCGCACUUGCUGGAUUCCUUCACGGUAGUGGCUACAGCCUCGGCAGUGGUGUCGGCCUCGGCAGUGGUGUUGCCCUUGGCAGUGGUGUUGGCCUCGGCAGUGGUGUUGGUCUCACUAGCUAUGGUCUUAGUCACGGAAUUGGCUACUCCGGCCUCACCGGCUUCGGUGUCGGCCACGGCCUUGCCUACGGACCAGCCGCCAGCUACGCCGUAGCUGCUCCAGCUGUUUCUCGCACCGUCUCCACUUACCAUGCUGCUCCAGCUGUGACCGCUGUUCACGCUGCUCCAGCGGUCGCUACCUACGCCGCUGCCCCAGUCGCCACCGUCGCUGCAGCUCCAGCUGUGUCCCGCGUCACCACCUAUCAGUCCGCUCCAGUUGUGGCCGCUGCCCCAGCAGUUUCUACCACUUACCACGCUGCUCCAGCGGUCGCUACCUACGCCGCUGCUCCAGCCGUGUCCCGCGUCACCACCUACCAGUCUGCUCCAGCUGUCUCCCGUGUGACCUACCAGGCCGCCCCAGCUGUGACUAAGGUUUACCAGAGCGCCCCAGUCGUCGCUGCUGCCCCAGCUGUCUCCCGCGUCACCACCUACCAGUCUGCUCCAGCUGUCACCACCUACCAGUCUGCCCCAGCUGUCGCUACCUACGCUGCUCCAGCUGUCUCCCGCGUGACCUACCAGGCUGCCCCAGCUGUAACUAAGGUUUACCAGAGCGCCCCAGUCGUGGCUGCUGCCCCAGCUGUCGCUACCUACGCUGCCCCAGCUGUCUCCCGCGUGACCUACCAGGCCGCCCCAGCUGUGACUAAGGUUUACCAGAGUGCCCCAGUCGUCGCUGCUGCCCCAGCUGUGUCCCACGUCACCACCUACCAGUCUGCUCCAGCUGUCACCACCUACCAGUCUGCGCCAGCUGUCGCUACCUACGCUGCUCCAGCUGUCUCCCGCGUGACCUACCAGGCUGCCCCAGCUGUGACUAAGGUUUACCAGAGCGCCCCAGUCGUCGCUGCUGCCCCAGCCGUGUCCCACGUCACCUACCAGUCUGCCCCAGCUGUCACUAAGGUCUUCCAGUCGGCCCCAGCUGUUGCCACCGUCGCUGCCGCUCCAGCUGUGUCCCACGUGACCACCUACCAGUCUGCCCCAGCUGUGGCCACAGUCGCUCACGCUGCCCCAGUAGCCACCUACGCCGCUGCCCCUGUCGCCAGCUACGCCGCUGCCCCAGCUGUCGCUACCGUUCACGCCGCCCCCGCUGUUGCCACCACCACCGUCCACCACGCCCCAGCUGUGGCCACUGUCUCCCAUGCUGCCCCAGCCUUCGCUGCCUACCAGGCGGCCCCAGUCUACGGCUACGGUGUUGGAAGCCUCGGCUAUGGCGCUGGCCACUACGGCCUCGGCCACGGCUUCGGUGUCUACGGCCUGAACUACGGCUACGGCCUUGGCACUCCCUUCGACUACAACACCCUCCUCCGCAGGAAGAAGUAAAUCAUUCUGUGAAUCAGAAGACAUGGUACGCUGAAGAGGAAAAAGAAAGUUUAUUGAGCUUAAGCUCAGUUGUCCAUAUUGUUAAAUACUGUUGCAAAAUAAAUGUUUCCUGUUGUACAAAAAA